UUUGGAGGCGUUUUUGAUUCUAACGGUUGUCCGAUCGCUUCUGAUCAAAUCUUAUCAAUCCAGUCAGAUACUAAUCGUUUUUAUUUUUGCUUUACUUACUAAACUGGUGGAAAUCACGCCGGCAUUAACUAGAUCAACCCUACCUUCUCCAAUUUCAGACCUAUGACGCCUUACACAUUUUGGAUUUUGACAAUGUCCGUAAACGCAUGUCUGUGCUUGUCCGAACACCAAAUAAUCAAAUUAGACUUUAUUGCAAAGGAGCUGAUACAAUGAUAAUGGAAAGGCUUAGCGAGAAGGAUACAAGCCAAUUAUUACGUCAAGCAACGCUCCAACAUUUGGAUAAAUUUGCAACUGAUGGUUUAAGAACACUUUGUGUGGCGUAUAAAAUUGUUGAUGGAGAAUAUUGUGAAAAAUGGCUGCAGCGUUUGCAUGAAGCUCUUAUAGACUUGGAGAAUAAAGAUAAAAGAGUGGAUGCUUUAUACGAGGAAAUGGAAUGUGAUAUGAUCUUGUUGGGUGCUACAGCUAUUGAAGAUAAAUUACAGGAUGGAGUACCUCAAACAAUUGCCGCAUUGGCUGAUGCUAAUAUUAAAUUAUGGGUUUUGACUGGGGAUAAAACGGUAAUUGUGAUUUUAUCAAAUAAGCUCCCUUUCAUACCCCAAAAUAGUGAUGAUCAGUUUAUAGGCCGUUGA
Messenger RNA from Meloidogyne enterolobii, 689 nucleotides. The record is from the annotation of a GenBank genome assembly. NCBI's taxonomy places the organism in Eukaryota, Metazoa, Nematoda, Chromadorea, Rhabditida, Meloidogynidae.